AAACCGCUGCCUCAUGGAAUGCCUUAACACAACUAACAUUCGGUAAGCUUGAAUUAUCAGCGAAAAAUGCCUUUUUGUCUUGGCCGCAAUAUAGGUGCGUUCAUGCUAUGAUAGUUGCUGGAAUAUAACGAUUGCGCCAAUCUGGUGCACAUAGGUUUUUUUCCAGGCUCUAAAAGCACAUAGUCCUCAUGAAGUCUGUACAAAGUCGAGGAUCGUGCUGGAGGACGCGCGAAUACACACACGUCAACAGCACUAACCGUCAUCGUCAUCGCUACAUCAUCGAUUUAUCACAACCAAUGAUGUCUUAUGAUCAAGGAAACCGAGGUCCACGUCGAGACUUCAACGACGACUCAAACUAUGACGCCCCUACCGAUGAUCAGCGCACUGUCCCUGGGGGAGACUCUGACUCUGCCCUUUCAGGGUCGUACGGAGGCAGUGGGACUGGCCAAGCUGGUGGAUAUGAAAGCCGCACCGGUCGACAGGGUCAGCAGGGCUUAGAUCAAGGCGACGAAUACUGCGACACAGACCCUGGAAUGGCUGGUAAUCGAAGCGGCCAGGGCAUUCAGGAUGUGAAUGUCCCUAGAGCUGGCCAACCUGGUGGCGGAUACGACAGUGCUUAUGGCCAGAGCAUCGGCGGUGAUGGCCGUAGCCGUGGGUAUGAACGCGACACUGAUGAUGGUCAAGCUGCUGGUGCUGGUACUGGUCGCGGUCCAACGAGCAAGCUGUCUUCCAUGGGCUCCAAAUUUACGGGCGAAGUGGAAAAGAUGGCUGGCAAACUUUCGAAUGACCCCUCACUCCAGGCCAAGGGCGAGCAGCGCAAGGUAUGUCCUGAUGUAUACUUGCACAGAAUGUAUUGCUUCAUAUUUUUGUAGACCGGCUUUUGAGUUACUCCAGAUGGCAUUGUACCUGUAUUGUAUCAUAAGCGUGCUUGAUGAGUUCGAGGAAAGUUAAUGUAUCACACCGUAACAAAAUGUCACAUGUCUUUUUCUGUGUUUUCUCCAGCGCAUUCCUGGAUUGCGCUUAUCGAUUAUUGUUGAUAGUUUUUGUAGCCUCUGAGGUGACAGGAGUGUACUCCCUGUUCCCUGCUUGGAGUUGGUCUUUUGCCAUAUAUUGUGAGUAGCCACCAUCUUCUAAGUAGUAUGCCGCCAUCACAGGCGCGGCAGGAACCGCACCUGGCCCCUAAGGUUUACUUACUGGGAAACCCAGGUGGAGUCGCGGUAAACGGGAAGGCGGGUCGGCAUGAUCGAGAAUUUUGGCAACACAGACCUGGCACCUGAGGCCUGAGGAACAUUGCCUUCUAGUUGUUCCCUAUAACUCUCAAG
Messenger RNA from Suillus fuscotomentosus, 1322 nucleotides. RefSeq lists its product as uncharacterized. Lineage: Eukaryota; Fungi; Basidiomycota; Agaricomycetes; Boletales; Suillaceae. The transcript is spliced from 5 exons. Bases 189 to 872 code for a protein of 227 amino acids. The record is from RefSeq and is a predicted model, not a curated record.